GACUCAGUUUUACCUCAGUUAUAUUUUUGUCAAAUGCAUUACCUGAAAGAAGUAUUAAAAGUGAUAAUUAUGAAGUGUUUCAAUUCAUUAGCUGCCUAAAAGAUGAUAACGGUUUAAGUCAAUAAUUUAGUCCAGUCCAAAACAACAACAACAAGAAAACGUCAAACCGAAAACAUUUCAUUUAGUAUGCCAUGGAUAAAGGUUCGAGUUACACCUACUCUGUUGCUGCAUUCCCGAGAGUAAAAUAUUUUCAGGAGAGACUGUUGAGCUUUACACCAAGAUGGAACAGAAUUUUAGAUGGAGAAUCUCUACAAGACUGUGUUUAUGAAGGAAGAUUAAGACAAAAGGAAAUUCUGUCGUUGGAAGAUACCAGUAGAGGCAAGAUCACUGUUAAUCUGUUUGUAGAAAAAUCAGUAACAGUCCCUGGCGCUCCAGUUCUACAUGUCCAGAAAAACCUGAAUGUUGUUGGUGAUAUUCAAGAAACCGAGCUAAGCUGGUCAAGCUUUAUACAUAGCCAACAAAAGAAAUGUGGUCCAAUAGUUACUGUUGUAAUGGUGUCAUCAUUGGAUGUCAAGAUUACAAGCAACUUGGGGACCCAGUUUUCUGGUUUAUCAGAUGAUCAGCUUCAGAAUAUGAUAAUCUACAUCAAUGACACAGAAACAAAUUAUCCAUACUGUGACCUUGUUAAAGUCAACUUCAACAUUGCAGAAAUAAUUUCAUCUGAUAGUGAGGAUGUUGACCGCUGUAUGUCAUUGGCUAAACAGAUACAGUUUAUGUUAGAAAAGAACUUGGUGAAAGUUCUAGAGAUGAUAGCAGAUUAUAACAGUGCACUUAUACCAAGGGGACUAGAGAACCAUGAGGAGGAUGUACAGAAAGCUGUAAUAGCAAAACUAGUAAAUAGUCUGUCAAAUAAAUUUGUUGUGAAAGAUUUCUCGCCAGAAAGUGGAAGAGAUAAAGCAGUGGUGGAACCAUCGGACAGAGAUUUAAGCAGACUUGCAAAAGCUGUUGGUGAUGGCUGGGAAAAGUUGGCACCACCUCUAGGAAUACGAGGUACAGAUAUUGAUGAGAUAAAACAUUCUAAUCAGAGUACACUAUCAAUGAUAUUGAAUAUGUUUUAUCGAUGGAGGCAAAAAGAGGAGAAACCAAGACUAGAUUUUCUUCUACAACUCCUAGAGCAACAUAGUUCAUCUGUUACUUCAAUUGACAUGGCUGAAGUUAAAGCAAUGAAAGCCGAAAUGUUAGUACCUUCAUCACAUUCAGAGAAAGAGGUCAUGUUCCAUAGGAAACUAAAGGACUUUGUAGUAAAGCAGACUAAAUGCAAUAUAUGUGAUGCACUGUCUAAAAGGUAUGGCUUAUCUGCUAACCUAGUCAAUGAUUUCCUCAAUGACGAUCUCUGUGGAUACGAGACAAAAGUAACAGAAAUGAUGAAAACCAUGAGCUUACCUAACUGGUCUCUUGAUGCAGUACACGAUUGUAAAAGUUUUGCACGUACAUGUGGCAGUAAUUUGACGAAGAUUAUUCAAGAAACAGAAGACUAUAUGAAAGCUAAGAGGGAAUAUUUGACCAUUAUCAAGAAGCUGCAGUUUGAACUGGUAGGAUUGCUUCAACAGACGGAGGUUCCUAUAGAGACACCUAUACCCGACUUGCCUAAACUUUCUAAUGAACUUCAGCAUGCUUUACUGAGUGAAAGCAUUCCAGAGGUGUAUGGAUGUGGGAUCAUGUGGGGAGAUCUCACAUUGCAUUUGACAGAAAAACUUAGUGAAGACAGUUUAAAACGAGUGAAAGUCCUUCUACUGAGACAUAGAUACACAUAUGGUUAUGCUACACAGCUUAUACAACCUCCAAAGGCUGCUGCGGGCUCUAAUAGUAUCAAACCGGGAUUAUCAUUACGAGCAGAGAAGUUAAACCCUGAACCAGGAGAUGAUUAUAACUAUGGCAGUAUUGGCUGUGUUGUGAAUGUAAAGUCAACAGUUAAGAAACAAGAUCAAGGUAAAUUACAUUGUAUAACGUGUGCUCAUUGCGUGCACAAAUGUAAAGAACUUAUUGCUGUACAUCCUGAACUUGGUGCAGGCUAUACAGCGUUUGGAAAAAAGAAAUAUGAAAUAUAUCGCCCAGAUAGCAUAGAUGUUGCUCUGAUAGAGAUUCUUGAAGAUAAAAUAAAACAUUGUUGUUCUGGUUUGCGGACAUCUGAAAAACCCAAAACACAAUUCAGUGACUCUCUGCUUGAACAGACAAUGGAAGAAAGCUCUGAAAAAUGGUCAUUUUAUGGUGGAGCAAUAUUGAGACGGAAGGUCUUCAAAUUUGGCAGCGCAACGGGAUUAACUUGUGGAGUAUGUAUGUGUGAUGAUUAUAAAACUAGGGAAAUUAUGGAAAAUAUUAAUCAGAACCCAAGGAGAAACUUUGACACAGAUGUGAAUAUCUUGAUUGAGCCUGUGGCAGACAACCCAAAGCCACCAGGUAGUGUGACAGCUAGCGGAAGUCAGGAUAGACAGCAAGAUCAAGUGGAGAAAUUUUCCGAGGAGUGUGAUAGUGGUUCAGUGAUAUUUGAUGAUGAUAUGGGGGAAAAUGUGGUUGUGCUGGGACUACUCUAUGGUGGUAUUACAGAGAAGGACAGUGGUAAAUUCCUAUACAGCUACGCGUCACACAUCAUGAAACUAAAGGAAUUACUGGAGAAAGAAAAUGAUAUAUUAAUAGAACCAGCAUUAAGCAGCAAAGCAAGUACUCAAGGUGCAGGCAUAUAAAGAUAAAAAACAUUUUGUUUCAUGUGGAUGGAGAUGUAUAACUUUAUUGUGACAAUUUGCCACAAAACCUCAACUCCUACAAUCAUUUCAUGAAAGAUUUUUUUGUUACUGGAAUAAUGUGCAGAACUAAAUCAAUCAAACAAUUUAGUUCUCAAAUCUCUUUUCAUAUAUGAAAUUUUAGAUUCCUUGAGUAGAAGAUGCAUUAUGUUCAAAGUUGAUAAUUUAAAAAUCUACUAUACUGUCUGUUUUUGAAUGUAAAAGAAACAUAUUUUGCAAACACACAUAGAAGAUAGAUAUGUUACAUUUAAAACUCUACUUACUACUGGUAAAGACCAUAAUUAUGAAUACAUAGUGUCAUUUAAAAAAGGGCAGUUUUUUUAGAAAGUACCAAAUUAGCUAGACCAGAAAUAGAGAAUCCAACUUCCAAAUAUAAUUGGUGCAGUCUCUUUUUCAAAUUACACAUAUUCAGAUGAAUUUUCAAGAUUUCAAUUAAUUUCUGCAAUAGAAAUAUUUUACCUAAAGUUGACCAUAGUAUAUCUUUAAGUAAAAGUGGUUGUUGUAUUUUUUGUUUAUUUGACAUUUAUGUACUAAAAGCCAAUAUACAUGUAUUUAGAUACUUUAUAUUUCUAAAUUUAGUAGUUGUUUUCCUUUUAGAUGUAUUUCUUGUUUUAUGUGUUUUUUCAACAAUUCCAAAUGCCAAGUUACAACAUAGUUGAUAGCUAGAGCUUCUUGUUCACAUUUUAAGUUACACUUCAUUUUUCCUGAGGGCAACAACUUCAGCAUAAAUAAAUACAUUCAUACAGAAUUCCUUCAUAUAGAAUUGAAAAAAGGCAGCAAAUUCAACAUAAAUUAAUACAUUUAUACAUAAUUCUUUGUAAAAGAAAUGAAAACAGGCAGCAAAUUCAAAAUACAUUAAAACAUAAUUCAUUAAAUAUAGAAUUGAAAAGGGCAGCAAAUUCAGCAUAGAUUAAUGAAAUUAUAUAUAGAGUUGCAAUACAGGAACCAAUUUCAGCAUAGUUUAAUUAAUUGAUAUAGACUUGCAAACUGGCAGCAUUUCAGCAUAGUUUAAUAGAUUUAUAUAGAUUUGCAAUUCAGGCACCAAUUUCAGCAAAGUUUUAUAAAUUUAUAUAGAAUCACAAAAACACUAACCAAUUUCAGCAUAGUUUAUAUAUUAUAUUGAAUUGCAAAAAUAGGCACAAAAUUCAGUAUAGUUGAAUAAAAUCUAUAUUGAAUUGCAAUACAGGCACCUAUUUCAGCACAGCUCAAAGAAAUUUAUACAGAAUUUCAAAAAAAGGCAGCAAGAAUAUUUUGAUCUCAAUUUAUAUAGGUUUGUCAUACAGAAAAAUCAUAUUUCUUCGCAAAACGUUGCAUAAAAAUUCAUACAUGUACAUAUGUAUGUAUAUACACUGGGCAUUGUUGAUCAUGCAUGGAAAUUAGAGAUGCCUGAUUUGGUAAAGUAGCUUUUUAAAUUCAGCUUCAAAAAACUGACAAACUUAUAAAACCAUUUUUUUCAUUUUAGGCAUAAGUUUAAAGCAAGAAAUGUUAAACAUAUGUUGCUCAAUGAAAACAGGUUGUUCUACAAUAAAAAAAAUCAUGCUAUUCAUCAUCAGAGCUGUUGUGAUAAAGCUACUGACUUCUAUAAUAUACAUUGAAAAAAGACCAUAUCCCAUCCAGUUAAAUUUAUAACUUUGUAUACUUCACAAGUUGAUAUAAAAUAGCCUUGUAAAAUUGAAUAUUUAACAGUUUCUUUGUUUUUAGUUGUUUUUUUUUUGUUGUUUUUUUAUAUGCCAGAAAGAAUUUCGGACAUAUUAUGUUAUACCCCCUGGCGUCCGUCCGUCCGUUAGCAAUUUGGUUUCCGGAGCAUAACUUAAGUUCCAUUUGGCCCACAAUAUUAAAACUUCAUAGGAUGAUUGUCCAUAUUGGGUAGAAGACCCCUAUUGAUUUUGGGGUCAUCAGGUCAAAUGUCAAGGUCACUAUGACCUUAAAACUGAAAACAGUUUCCGGAGCAUAACUUAAGUUCCAUUUGGCCUACCGUGUUCAAACUUCAUAGGAUGAUUGUCCAUAUUGGGUAGAAGACCCCUAUUGAUUUUGGGGUCAUAAGGUCAAGGUCACUAUGACCUUAACACUGAAAACAGUUUCCGGAGCAUAACUUAAGUUCCAUUUGGCCUACAGUGUUCAAACUUCAUAGGAUGAUUGUCCAUAUUGGGUAGAAGACCCCUAUUGAUUUUGGGGUCACAAGGUCAAAGGUCAAGGUCACUAUUACCUUAGAACUGAAAACAGUUUCCGGAGCAUAACUUAAGUUCCAUUUGGCCUACAGUGUUCAAACUUCAUAGGAUGAUUGUCCAUAUUGGGUAGAAGACACCUUUUGAUUUUGGGGUCACAAGGUCAAAGGUCAAGGUCACUAUUACCUUAGAACUGAAAACAGUUUCCGGAGCAUAACUUAAGUUCCAUUUAGCCCACAAUAUUCAAACUUCAUAGGGUGAUUGUCCAUAUUGGGUAAAAGACCCCUAUUGAUUUUGGGGUCACAAGGUCAAGAUAACUAUUACCUUAAAACAUAAAACAGUUUUCGGAACAUAACUUAAGUAUAAUUUGGCCUACUGUGUUUAAACUUCAUAGUAUAAUUGUCCAUAUUGGGUAGAAGACCCAUAAUGAUUUUGGGGUCACAAGGUCAAAGGUCAAGGUCACUUUUACCUUAGAAUUGAAAACAGUUUAUGGGGCAUAACUUAAAGUUCCAUUUGGACCACAAACUUCAAAGGAGGAUUGUUAUUUGAAGGAGGUAAUACUUUAUUUUACUCCCAUGUCUUACAAAUGCUUCAUCUUUAGUAAAAAAAAAAAAAUCACUUUCGGGCAUAUAAUGCUCCGCCUAGCGGUGCUCUUGUUUGUAUUUCACAUAUUUGAACUUUACGUUCUUGUAUACACGUAAAGAAUGUACAUGUAUUUGUUUUAUGUUUCAUAUGUUUUGAUCAAAGUAUUAAACAUUUUUUAGAUUUUUCGUUUUAGGCACAACGCUGCUAUAUUAUUAUAGGUUUAUUAUGAUAACAUUGUAAUACUUGACAUGAUAUUGUGAAUAAAUUAGUCUUUACUUUAAUAUUAAUUAUUGAGUGAAUGUAGAUUAUCAUUAGGUAUAUAACUAUAACAAUGUUUGUAUUUAGAAAUGUUAUAGAUUAUCAUUAGGUAUAUAACAAUGUUUGUAUUUUGAAAUGUUAUAGAUUAUCUCUAGGGGUGUAGCAUUUAAAUGGGUUCAGUCAGAUUUUAGCCAACAAAACCUCUUAAAAAAUUUAAUAACCUGUAAUUGAGGUUAGUAUUAGACCAUUAGCCAAAGAAGUAUAAGAAUUAUUUUAUAUAUUACCUUUGUUUAACUAUGACAAGAUCUGACUUAAUGGGGGGGUAUAGACCUGUGUUUUUUCUUGUUUUUUGUCUUGUUUUUUUGUGUGCCAUAGUAGAAAAUAAUUACUCUUUAAUACGAUGUUGUUUAAUAUUGUGAAGUACAUGUACAACAAAAUACGUACUAUAUGUCAUAUCUUGUCAUAAAGAAACAAAGUUAUUGUUAAAAAUCUUAAAGUUCUUUAAGUACAUGUAUGGUGGGUCAAAGGUUUAACACUGUUACUUGGCUCCCAUUUAAAUGGUUAACAUUUUUGCUAACCUAUACACCCCUAAUUAUCACUGUAAAUUUUGUUUUAUAUUUGAGUGAAUGUGGACUUCCAGUAAUUGUAUUAUUAUUUUGUACUUAUUACUUACAUCCAAUCAUUGUUCCAGAUUAAUACCAUGUGACUGUCCAAUAUAUUUUCUGUCAUAGGGGGACAACACAUGCUCGGAUAUAGAAAAAAAACAGCUCUUUUAUUUCACUUACAAAACCCUUUUAAAUGUGAAUUUAAGAAUAAGAAAAAAUAUUGAUUAUAUUAUUUUACAUGAAUUUUCUAUAUAUAUAUAUAGUGUUUAUAUUAUUCAGUAUUGUUUAUUAUUCAAAUAAAUGUGAAUAUUUGGUUUAUAUAAUUGUAAUACCGUAAAAUCCCAAUUUAACGCCCCUACCCUAAUAAACACCCCCCUCCCCCAGCCACUUUAAAAAACCUUGUGUAUAAUUUAAACAAAGAAAAUAAAAGAAAAUCAAGAAACUCUCUUACUAGUUUGGCGAUUUAUAGUAUAUCCAAUAUCAUUCAAUUUAUGAAAAAUAUCUGAGUGCUUUAAAGUUCACUAUAACAGAGUGUAGUCUGCACACACACUACCGAUAUAUCUUUGCACCUGGACAACUACACAGUUCUGAAAGUGGGCCUGUUGAAACAUCGUAAAUUAGGAAAGAGUAGCAUUGAUUAUGUCAGAUUGUCGGCAAUUUCGAAGGUGCCAACUGCAAGCAGGAUCGGAGGAAAAUUAGAGAGAGCUUGCGGUGUAGAUCAAAUGUAUCCUGGGUUGACAGGAUGAUGAUGUGUUUGUUGAUUUGUUUACAUUGUUUGAAGAGAGAAUUUUUUUUUUAACUCUAAACGCCCCCCCUUUUGAAAAAUGUUACGCCCCUGGGGGCGUUAAAUCGGGAUUUUACAGUAUCUAAUAGAAUAUUUUUAUAUGAUAAUAUUAUAAUGAUAUGUAAUAUUAUUAAAAUAUAAUAAAUUGAUAAUAUUUGUACUACAUAAAAUGGUGUUGUAUAUAUAUAAUACUUAUAAUAAUAUUUGUUUCAUGAGAAGCUACAUAUAAUGCUUUACCUUUGUCCCUGCCUUUCAAUUGUGCUUAGCAUAAUUUCUUUAUAUUUAUUAAUCCAGUUAAAAAAACAAUAAAACUGCUUUUUGACAAUUUUAUUUUUGUACAGUUAAAUGAUUGAAAUGCACUGAAAUCUUCUGUGUAUGUUAUGUUUUUGUCUAUACUUGCACUAUUAUACAUGUAUAUAUAUUUUAAAUUAGCAAAUGUUUUAUUAUUUUUUUUUGUGUAACAUUAUAUACAGAUUACUUUUUAAUGGCAUCAAAUGAUGUAACAAAUAUUCUUUUUAUGUUGGUAGCCUAUUUUGCUCAUUCUAAAUGGUUUGACCAAAUGCUUGUAUAAUUUGCAAAUAUUCUUUUUAUGUUGGUGCCUAUUUUGCUCAUUCUAAAUGGCUUGACCGAAUGCUUGUAUAAUUUGCUAUGUAGACUUUGAUUAAGAAGUAAUGAACAUGUACCUGAGAUCUCCAAGUAUGAUUAUAACUUGAUAAACUUUACUUCCAUUUCAGAACACCUUUAUCUUCUUGCUCCACACAUGCAUGCAACUAUUUUGUCUAAUAGAUACAUUUUUAUACCAUUACCUUAGCUGUAUAUUGUUUUCACUGACUAAUUGUUAAUGAAUUUGUAAAAAUCUUUGUUUGAAAUAUUUUUUCACUGUAUUCCUUUGUUUUGAACAACCUUGAACAUCUUUCUCAAACAGAACAUUUGUUCUCGAUCUAUAGAUGUCUAUAUUAAUGUUCUCUGUGCAUGUUUCUGUUCUUAGAUGUGCAAGUUUGAUAAUGAGAUUUUUUAUUUCUUAGAUGUAAAUGAUAACCCUGUUUUAUAACUUUGUGAUUUAUAUUUUAUCUGGAGUCCUGCAACAAUCACAUAUCAUUGAUGUGAAGUUAAAAUCUGACAUGAAUCCUAGAGUUUUUUAAUUCAUAUUCUGGUGAAAUGGCCAGUGAAAUUCUAUAUUCGAUGUCAGGUUUUAAUUUUUUACAUAAAAUGAAAUUAUUAAAAUUAACCUGUUAUUGUUGACUCACAAACAAGUAUCUGUGAUAUAUGUUAUUGUUUUAAUUUUGACUAUUUUCAUAUUUUAUUCCUAAAUGUUUGAUAAAUAUGCAUGUUGGUGACUAAUUGUAAUCCGGGAAGCUCCUGUAGUUUUAAGUGCAAGAUUGCUAGUUAUUUACCUCAGGUGUAAUUGUUAAAAUUUGUUUAUAUAAAGAACCACACAGUCUGGAUAAUAUUAGUAGGAUAUGAUAUUGUAAGGGACUCCACUGGGUUUUUUUACAUGACAGGACUAGUUGAAUUUUCCAUUUGAUGUAAGUUUACACCAAUAACUUGUUUGCAAAAUUUCAGAUCAUUCACUCUCUCCAUUUUUCCAGAAUGAUUAUUCUAAUUAAAAUUACCCAUAAUUGAAAAGUGUUGCAUCACUUUUCACUGAAAACUGGCUAAGAAUAGCAUAAAAACAAAUUUGAUUUUCAAUUUAUUUCAGAGUAUAUUAAAUUUCUUAAGUAUAUCUUGAUUCUUUAAGAGCGCUGAUCUAUGUAAGAAAUUCAAAUUUUAUGGUUUUAGGGUGGAGUUCCUUUAAGUGCCAAAGGUCUUAAACUGUGCUGUCAUGGUGCAGAGGCUAGACUUGCUAAAUACUAGCUAUUAUGGAGAUGUAUAGGUCUGUGAUUAAGUAUUGCUAGUAUAACUGAAAUAUUUAUUCUCUUACUUUGCAGUGUCCAGUACUUGGGUGUUUGACAAGUUAGGUUACAUUUGCACUCUAUUUUGAAUAAUUUUAAUCAACCAUUUAUGUAUAUCCGGUUUUAAUGUUUGCUGAGUGUUGCUAUAAUUUAUUGGUGUUAGAAUAACUUGUAUAUAUAUUGUUAAGAACUUAGUAAUUUAUAUGAUUAUCUGUUGUUAUAUAAACAAGAAUAAAUUGUGUACAUGAUUUCUAACACCCAUACAUGAAAUUAUACAUGAAGAAAUAGUGAAAACCGGUGAAAAUAUUUGUACUACUAUUUAGAAGAGUUUUAUAAUUAUUAGACAUAAAGUCAUGAGAUAUUUUUUCUAUUUGACAAUCAUUCCGGUCUUUAAGUCAUGUGAAACAAAGCAUAAUGCAAUCAUGUUAUGCAUCUUUAUAGUUAUUAACUUCAGUAUUUAUAUUUAUUAACUUUGGUAAAAUUGUUUAAUGUCAAUUUUAUUUUAAUUUUUUAGUGGUUUAUUAUUUUAACUGUUAAAAGAGAGAGAAAAAGCAAUCAUUGAAAAUGAAAGCUAAAUCAAGCUUUUUUGACUAGUAAGAAAAUCUUUCGUUUUACAUCACUGUUUUUUUUUUAGCUCCACUUUUUCAAAGAAAACUUCUGAGCUAUUGCUACUGUCAGGUUGUGGUACAAAGUGCAGUCCAGAAACUUUAACAUUGGCCUUGAUUAUUUGUUUUCAUAAUAGAUCGUCUUUAUAUUUGUACACAACAACCCUUUGGACAAAACCUAUAAGAAUACCAGACUAAACUUGAUCUUGACUCAUAAAUGACCUUGACCUUAAAUGUCAAAUGUUUGAAUUUUUCCCGAUUGCUGCUUUAAUUGCCAAUAACAUUGUUAUUUAUGAAUAGAUUGUAUUCAUACUUGAAAACAACAAUCCUUUGGACAAAUUGGCCUUCACCAAAUUUAUUCUGACUUUCACUCAUCAAUGACCUUAGCCUUGACAGUCAAAUUGAUGAAUUUUGCAUGAUUUUGCUAUCAUUGGCUAUAACUUUGUUAUUUAUGAACUACCUUUGGGACAAAAUCUCUGAAAAGAGAUCAAACCCAAUUUGACCUUGACUCAUCAAUGACCUUGACCUUAAAGGUCAAAUUAUUGUAACUUCGCAGUUUUUGGCUAUAAUUUACUAUAACUUUGUAUAUUGAAUGUAUUGUCUUCAUACUUUUGCACAACAAUGGGUUAAACUUGACUUUGUCUUGAAUUUUACCUUUUCAUUUCAGGUCAAAUCAAUUAAUUUUGCUACUUAAUUGGCCAUUACUUUGUUAUUUAUGGAUUUGACUUAUACUUGGACAAAGCUGAAAUGUUGAAUUAUUUUGAUUUGACCUUGACCUUGAACAAAAGAAAACAUGACAAAACCAAAAUGUUAAAUAAUUCUGAUAUGACUGGCCUUUGUGUGAUCUUGAUUGUUAAAUUGUCAAACCUUUGUUACAUACUUACAGGUUUGAUUCAUAAUUAGACAAAGAACACUUUUAUCAAAACAAAAAAGCAAAAGAGCACUUAUGUCAAAACUGAUAUGAUGAUUUAUUCAAAUUUGACCUUGUGAAUGACCAUGACCAUCAAUGUCACAAAUGAAAUAUGAAUUUUAUUUAUUACAAAAAAAAAUGUUUUAUCAUAAGGAAUAGUCUUUACUAUAUUAUUUUCUUCUUUUGAUGUGUUUGACAGACUUAAGAAAAAAAAGUUGAGCAUGACCCAAGCUAGGAAGUGGCUGUUGUUUAAUACUGUUAUACAAUAUUUAAUGUUUAUUUGAAGACUGUAAACUGAUAAUAAAUAUAU
Messenger RNA from Ruditapes philippinarum (Manila clam), 10912 nucleotides. RefSeq lists its product as uncharacterized. Gene Ontology annotation, biological process: signal transduction. Bases 192 to 2741 code for a protein of 849 amino acids. The transcript has 9 exons. Gene Ontology annotation, molecular function: protein binding. The record is from RefSeq and is a predicted model, not a curated record. NCBI's taxonomy places the organism in Eukaryota, Metazoa, Mollusca, Bivalvia, Venerida, Veneridae.